Molecule: messenger RNA, 1270 nt
Organism: Culicoides brevitarsis
Lineage: Eukaryota; Metazoa; Arthropoda; Insecta; Diptera; Ceratopogonidae
Gene: Tmem43
Product: transmembrane protein 43 homolog
Exons: 3
Coding region: 95-1216 (373 amino acids)
Biological process (GO): lipid metabolic process; nuclear membrane organization
Cellular component (GO): nuclear inner membrane; nuclear envelope
Source: RefSeq, a predicted model, not a curated record
AUCAAAACAAAUAAAAAAAAUUUUUCGAUUUUCAGUGUUUUUCAGUAGUUUUUAAGCUUAAAAUCUUACCAAACAGGCCAAAAAUCAGACAAUAAUGAAUUUUUACGAGCAAUUCCGUUCGAGUUGGUUGACUUCGUUGAUCGGAUUCGCGUUAUUUAUCGUCGGCACUUUGAUUUUAUUUUGGAAUGAAGGUCGGGCAGUUCAUAUCACACUUUCGCUGCAAGAAGCCUUGGAUCAGGCGAUAUCCCUGAAGUACGACAGACCCUUUGAUAGCUCAGCGGAAGGCAGAUUGGUUCACAUUUACGGUCCGCUUGUCACGGGAGAGCCUUUAACUGAAAUGGAUUACAACAUUAUGGUCCAAGCUGUGAAAUUAAAACGUCGCGUUCAGAUGUACCAACAUGUCGAAGAGACCAUUGAACACAAAUACGGCGAUAGUGUCGUCAGUACCGAUGCCGAAGAUCGAACUUAUUACUACACAAAAGAGUUUCGGGAUGACUUGGUUGACUCUCGAAGCUUUUAUAUCCGGCACGGACACGAAAAUCCAACAAAAUUCCCCAUGGAUAGUCGUUUGUACACCGCAGAGCACGUCACAAUCGGCGAUUAUGAGCUCGGAAAUGAGCUGAAAGAGAAAUUUACGACUUUUCAAGAAGUAACGUCAGAUACAAGACCUGACGAUAGUCUCAUUAAACUCCAUUCCGGCAUGUACUAUCACUGCAUGGACAUUUUCAACCCGGAAAUUGGCGAUAUUCGGAUACAAUUUUCCUUUGCUGGGCUCCAAGGUGAAGUUUACACGACAGUUGGUCGAUUGGAGAACAACAAAAUUGUCCCGUUUCGCAGUAAAUUGGGUAAAAAAGUGUUGAUUUUGUUCAAAGGCGAGUACGAGCUCAAUGACGUCUUCGACAAAGAGCAUCGAUCGCAAAAGUGGACGACAUGGGGCUUCCGUUUCAUUGGAUUUGUCUUGAUUUUCUUUGCCGUAACGUGCGUUUCGCAUCUUUUAACAACCAUUUUGACGUCAAAUCGAUUUACGGCACAUUUGGCUCCAAAUCCAGCGAAUUUGUUCGCUUCUAAUUUGGGAUUUGCGCUAUCGACAGCGUUACUUAUCACUUCGGUAGCUUGGAUUCUGCAUCGUCCGUGGCUCGGAGCAAGUUUACUUUGUACAGCUAUCACGCCGGCACUUUUUCGACGACCAGCGGUGCGUUAUCAGCGAAUGGAUUAGCUUUAAAAGAGGAAAAAAUUAAAUGAAAUUCUAGUCAAAAAUGCUCAAAAUCGA